UGCCGGUUCCGCCGCGCUCCAGGUAUCUUUUUCUGAACAAAAGCUGCCUCAUCGUAUGUUUCAAGGAUGGCUCUUCCUAUCAUUGUAAAAUGGGGUGGACAGGAAUAUUCAGUGACCACACUUUCAGAAGAUGAUACUGUGCUAGAUCUCAAACAGUUUCUCAAGACCCUUACGGGAGUGCUACCAGAACGCCAGAAGUUACUUGGACUCAAAGGCAAACCUGCAGAAAAUGAUGUUAAGCUUGGAGCUCUCAAACUGAAACCAAAUACUAAAAUCAUGAUGAUGGGAACUCGUGAGGAGAGCUUGGAAGAUGUCUUAGGUCCACCUCCUGACAAUGAUGAUGUUAUUAACAACUUUGAUAUUGAAGAUGAAGUAGUUGAAGUAGAAAAUAGGGAGGAAAACCUACUGAAAAUUUCCCGCAGAGUAAAAGAGUACAAAGUGGAAAUUUUGAAUCCUCCCAGGGAAGGGAAAAAACUUUUGGUACUAGAUGUUGAUUAUACAUUAUUUGACCAUAGGUCUUGUGCAGAGACUGGGGUAGAAUUAAUGCGGCCAUAUCUUCAUGAAUUCCUAACAUUUGCAUAUGAGGAUUAGGACAUUGUUAUUUGGUCUGCAACAAAUAUGAAGUGGAUUGAAGCUAAAAUGAAAGAGCUGGGAGUGAGUACAAAUGCAAAUUACAAGGUUACCUUCAUGUUGGACAGUGCUGCUAUGAUAAUAGUGCACACUCCAAGGAGAGGAUUGACAGAUGUAAAGCCUCUUGGUGUUAUAUGGGGAAAGUUUUCAGAGUUUUACAGCAAAAAAAACACCAUCAUGUUUGAUGACAUAGGAAGAAAUUUUCUAAUGAACGCACAGAAUGGACUAAAGAUAAGACCUUUUAUGAAAGCACACCUAAAUCGAGAUAAAGACAAAGAACUUUUAAAAUUAACCCAGUACCUCAAGGAAAUAGCAAAGUUAGAUGACUUUUUGGACCUAAAUCACAAAUAUUGGGAAAGGUAUCUCUCAAAGAAGCAAGGACAGUAGUUACAAGCUAUACUGGCAGUUAUUGAAGAUACUUGAGAUCCAUGAACUUCUUUUUGCUUUUAUGCUAAAGAUCAUUAUGAUAGUGCUGGACACUGCAGCAAAUAUCAGACUGCUUAUACUUGGUCUUCCAGUUUUUUGUAAAUUUAGUUUUAUAUUUUUUGAAGAUCAUAGC
Messenger RNA from Balaenoptera ricei (Rice's whale), 1189 nucleotides. Its product is annotated as ubiquitin-like domain-containing CTD phosphatase 1. NCBI's taxonomy places the organism in Eukaryota, Metazoa, Chordata, Mammalia, Artiodactyla, Balaenopteridae. Gene Ontology annotation, biological process: protein dephosphorylation. Gene Ontology annotation, molecular function: protein binding; protein serine/threonine phosphatase activity. Gene Ontology annotation, cellular component: nucleus. The transcript has a single exon. The record is from RefSeq and is a predicted model, not a curated record.